This is a messenger RNA of Calypte anna (Anna's hummingbird), 5451 nucleotides long. RefSeq names its product inner mitochondrial membrane peptidase subunit 2 (gene IMMP2L). Gene Ontology annotation, molecular function: serine-type endopeptidase activity. Lineage: Eukaryota; Metazoa; Chordata; Aves; Apodiformes; Trochilidae. The coding region runs from base 151 to 678 and encodes 175 amino acids. Gene Ontology annotation, biological process: mitochondrial respiratory chain complex assembly. The record is from RefSeq and is a predicted model, not a curated record. The transcript is spliced from 6 exons. Gene Ontology annotation, cellular component: membrane; mitochondrial inner membrane peptidase complex.
CCCCGUCCGGGCCCGGGGCCGCCUCACGCCGCGCCCAUCUCCGCCGCAGCCGUUGGACCACGUGACUGCUGGAGCGCGGCAGUGGCGCUGUCGCUGCUACCGGCCCGGCCCACCCCGCCCCCACCGCGCUGCUGAAGGGCGGAAAGGAUCAUGGCACAGACUCAAGGUUUGGGGAGGAGAUACAUUAGAGCCUUUUUUAAAGGUUUCUUUGUUGCUGUUCCAGUAACUGUGACUUUCCUGGAUAGAGUCGCCUGUGUAGCAAGGGUGGAAGGUGCAUCAAUGCAGCCUUCUUUGAAUCCUGGAGGAAGACAAGCAUCUGAUGUAGUGCUCUUAAACCACUGGAGCAUUCGGAAUUAUGAUGUACAACGUGGGGACAUUGUGUCAUUGGUGUCUCCUAGAAACCCUGAACAGAAGAUCAUUAAACGAGUGAUUGCUCUUGAAGGAGACAUUAUCAAAACCAUUGGAUACAAAAAGAAGUAUGUGAAAGUUCCACAUGGGCAUAUUUGGGUGGAAGGUGAUCACCAUGGACACAGCUUUGACAGCAAUGCUUUUGGCCCGGUUUCACUUGGACUUCUACAUGCUCGAGCUACUCAUAUCCUCUGGCCUCCUCAACGCUGGCAGAAGUUACAGCCAGAGCUACCCGUGGAGCGCAAACCACUCCAGAGAGAACAGGAUUAAUCUCAAUAUUGAGAAGGAAAACCACUAAAGUGAAGUUUAACCUGGAUGAGUUGCAGUGGUUAUAUCAUCAUCCAUAAGAGCUUUGUCAAGUGUGCAUUAGCGUCAGGUACUAUAUCAGCAAAUGCAUGUGACACGUUCAUGUUAAAACAUCAACUCAAGUGUAAGAGAUUUUUUGUUUUGUUUGUUGUUUGGUGCUUUUUAAAAAUCUCAAACAAUGAUGUAUAUUGAGUUAUGCUGGGUUCAAAUAAUCGGUUCUAGAAGAUUUGAAUGGUCACUUUCUCUGGAAACAGGAAAAUGCUUGACUUGUUAUGUCUGUACCUGUGCUUCUCUGGAUAAGAAAUUAUUACAGCCUUCAAUAAAAUGUUUUCAUCUUUUAUAUUCAACUUGUUUCUUCAGUAACUGAACAGAUACACUAUUAUUUUUAUGGAUUGCAUAUGAAAAGAAAACUAUCACAUAAUAUGCUUUGGAUUGUCCUACAAUUUCUAAUACUGAAGAAUUGGUAGCUCUGUAGCUGAAAAGUCAGUCAUAUGUGCCAUAAUUUUUUUUCAAAAUACUAAUGAGACUUCUUUUUAAUGUAGCUUGUGUUUAUUAUUAAAUUUAGUACAUAUUUUAAAUUUCUCUUCCAGGAGUGUUUGAUGUAAACAUUCUUUGUAUAUCUUGCUGAAGUGGAUAUUUAUAAAAAACAUACAAUUAAUACUAUAAAUUUAUAAUUAUAUAUUAUAAAAACACUCUGUGAAUAUGCUGUAACGUUUCUGCACAACUUAUAAGUGAAAAGAACUUGAAAAAUUACACAUUUUCAGCUGCAGGUUAAUAUGAGCUAGCUUAUUUUCAUAUUUAUUGAAUUUUCUUCAGAUUGGAUAGUACUUUAGAAAUUUAACAAAUCACACAAAAGAUCUUUAAACAUUUCAGCUAAAAUUGUGCAAUUAUCAGAACUUCAGAGAAGAUGAAAUUAAGUCUCUAGGUCUUUGAAGAAACACAUCUGUGUAUCAGUUAGAUGAUAGGUUCAGUCACCAUGAAAACCCUCUCUUACUGUCUAAUCUUAAAGCCUUCAGCUCUGUAGGUUUUCUGAACACUUUACUGUCUGUGCCAUGAAUUUUCUUUGUUCCAAAAAGCUGAAUUUAGGUCUCUGAAUUUAGUUUAAAUUAAUGCAGUGUUUUUGUCUGUUAAUUAGAGUAAAUUCACAAUCCUGUUGAUUGGCAUAGGCUGAUUGAAAACAGUCAUUUGCAAGGUUUUUUUAUUAUUAUUUUCCAAAUUAACUCAGAAAACUGAAAUGAGUUCAAGAAAUUUACCACAGUUGUAAUUAAUUUUGGUGACAGAGGGGCAAACGCACAUCCAUGAAAAGUGAAAAAAAGAGACAGAGAAAGAGAAGCAGAACAAGACCAGAUUAGACCAACAUUAUUUCUGUCAGUUGUUCAGACCUUCAUUUCCCUUUCCACUACUUCAGUCCCUCUCUCUUCCUCCUCUUGGGUAUUAUCUGGGCAGAAGUCCUUACACACAGUGACAAGCUGGAAAGUUUGGUUGGCUGUUCUGAUUGACAGGUACCUACUCAGCAAAUUCAGUGCCAGCAAGUUAUCAACAACAAAGGCAUUUGUUCAUCAGUUAUUAUCUUAAUUAUAUUUCUUUGUUCAGGGCUCACCUCUAGGGACAGCCUCACUCACCAGCUGGUCUGACUUGGUGCUGGCUGCUCUCAUUCACUGACAGAACAUCCUCUUUGCAUCUCAUAUUGUCACCAGAAGCAUAUGGGCUUCCCAGCCUUUGCUCACCCCAGCCCAUAGUGCCCCAGACAGGAAAAUCACUAGAAAUUUGGUUUAAUGAGAAGAUGAGACAGACUGAACAGAUCAGGCUCAGGUAUUGACAGACCAGCAUGUUUAUGUGCAAGUCACUUCUUUCAUAUUCUUCUCUCUUUUCCCAGACUUUUGCAUACUUUUUCCAAACCCCUUUGUUUCCCCCACUCUAGUCCCCUAAACAUCCCAAGGCAAGUCUUUGUACAGUACUCAAGCAUUCUUCCCAGAACCCCACCACAAACUCUCUACCCCUGUGCAGUUUUACCACGCUGUGGGACAGCCCAAGGAGCUUUCCCACUGACUCUCAGUGUCUGCUGUCCCCUGUGGGGCUGGUGCAGGAGCUCAUGCCUCUGACUGGGAUAUUGAAUUCUGCCCAACCACCAUCAUGCUUCUGUUCUCCUUCAUGGCUGUGAGGAUAAGACUUUUACACUCUCCUGACUACUCUGUGAUCCCCAGAGGAGCUAUGCCAUGGUAUUUGGCUUUCCCCAGCUGCCAUUGCUCCUCUGAGCUCCUCUGUCUGUGAGGAGACCACCUCUUUAUCACGUAAUCUUAUACAACCUAUCAAAGUUUAAAUGUCCCAAGUAUUCAACUGUGACAUGCCUAGAGGAAUAUGUACUAAUAUAUAUAUUUGCAUACAUAUCUUUAUAAAUAUUUAUGAAUUUAUUCGGAUAUGUAGGAUUAACAUGAUGGAAUAGAGAACAGACUAAGCACAGGAAACAAUAUUUCUCCUCCAUUCAUCUACAGUAUGAAUUUAAGCACCAGGUUCAGAAAAGAAAAAUAAGGGACAACUAGAGAAACAACAAAAAUGAAAAGAAACCAGAAAAAUAUGACCUAUGAGAAUUGUUAGAUGAACUUGGGUCUAUCAUUUAGUAUGGAGAGCUUGAGAGCCUGAGCUACAAUCUUCAAUAACAUGAAAGGUUCUGUAAAGUGGAAGAGAAUAAUUGGUUCUCCAAGAUUAUUGUGAAUCAACAUACUUACAAUGAAAAAGAGGACUUCAGACAUGGAGAAAAAAAAUUGAAUUAAAAAAACAAAACAAACAAAAAACACCAAUAGGCUAUGUUUAAUUGGAAAGUUUUAUGUUUUUUUAUCAGAGCUGUUUGUACUUAGUGGCAGGAGAAUGGAUUUUGAGAUGCAUGUCAGCUAUUUUAUACAUUCUCUGAUUAGAUUUUCUUUGACUGGUAAACUUGGUGGUUCCUUUGAUGCUGGGCAGGCAUGCAGUUACAUCAAUAUCUACUUCCUUUAGACUUACAGGAUGCAAUAUAUGCAGCCUAACAGAAUUACAAUACCCCCAUGUACCACUUCCUUAUAAUAAGCAUCUAAAGAAUCUGAUUCCUGUAAGGGAGCUGUUUUGCUACAUAAUGGCAUCAGAUUAAUGUGCAUGACAUUUCACAUCAUUGCAUAGCUUAGUGAAUGGAAAUAGCUGAUUGAAAUCAUAAGCACUAGAGUAAGAUGGCAUAACAGGUCAUUCAGUAUCCAGAGCAUGAAGAGCAAACCAAUAUUGCCAAAACAAAAAGACCAAGCAGCAACAAUAACAUACAACCAUAAUUUAAAGGUUUUUCUAUUUUAUUGGUAUAUUAAUAUACUUGAUUUUCAGCCUUCAGAUAUGAAAUAUGAGAAACCUGAUCUGGCAGUAAUUAAAUCUGUGGCAAAAUUCUCACACACUCAGGCCGUCAUGGCUGGCUUUCUAUGCAGGCAUCUUCAACCAUAGACCUUCUGGUGUUUUGGUGCUGGGUCAUAUCUGAAAUGCAAUAAGAAGUUGGUUUAAUAGGAGUCAAAUAAGGAUGUGAACAAAUGAGAAGCUGGACAUUAAAAAAUGAAAAGAUGGUGGGAUAUUUUAAAACUUUAUUUAUUAAUUUAUUUUUAAUUUUUUUUAAUGCAUGAGGAGUCACAUAAAUACCUUUUCUAUGGCCCAAGACAUAAAUUGUCUUGAGUGGAUGCCAGACUGCACUUAGAGAUCAAGGAGAGGUGUUGCAAGCUGAUCAGGAAUUGGUACUCUUAGAAGACAUGAGCAGCUACAUCUGACAGAGUGACAGAGCAAAGCUAUGUACCUCAGCAAUGUCCAAGCAUUGCAGCCUCAUACAGAAACCCAAAAUGCCAACUGAAAAAGUGAAAAGCUGGUACAAGGAAUGAAUGAUCACCUAAUGCAUAUGAGGAUCCUUGAAUUCAAGUUUUCCUCUGAAAGAAACACCGUAGCAGCAGUUGUGUUGAGUUUUUUCCAUCUAGCCAUCCUUUAAGAUAAUAUAUCUAAAUAAUAUAAUAUGAAGAUUAUCACUCUGUCAUGGCAUGAACAAAGCACUAUGUGUUCAAGUCUGAAGGCAUUACAAAAUGGAUAACUUGUGCUUUAGUGAACAGUUUACACUGCUUGGCUCCUCAGGUAUUAAGACUAAUGAUAUAAUGUACUUACCAGAUGUCAGAAACUGCAUCUGAGACAUACAAAAUCAAAGUAAUAUAAUAAAGGCAAAGGAUAAGAAACAUCAGCUCUUGUUAUGCAGAAUUUUGGUUCUCACAAAUCUUUUUUAUUCCUUUAAAUUUGUUUACCACACUAAAAUCAGGAAGAAUUCUGAGCAAUUCCAGGAUGAGGCCUGGUCUAGUAAAAAGUGUCCCUGCCCAUGCAGGAGCAUUGGAACUGGGUGAUCUUUAAGGUCCCUUCCAACCCGAACCAUUCUAUGACUCUCUGAUUCUAUACUACAAGUAUAAUAGCUCUCAGACUCUCAGAGGCAUCAUUCUAUAGGCUUGUUGUCUGUUGUUGAUUUGUGUAAAUAACAUGUACCAUCAAUUUCUAAGCAUUUUAUUGAAGCUGUGCUUUUGUGCAUAAAUAAGUUAAAGUUCUUGAAACAAACUAGAAGGCAAAGUCUUCAAGUAAACUACGUGGCGAUAUUUUAGAGGACAGACUGGGAACCCCAGAGAUAGCAGAGCUGAAAUUCUCAUCUCCUCAUCUGUAUUCAGUAAUUCCUUUGUCUGAAGUAAAUGUUCAGAUUAUUAAAUCCGG